Molecule: messenger RNA, 294 nt
Organism: Debaryomyces hansenii CBS767
Lineage: Eukaryota; Fungi; Ascomycota; Pichiomycetes; Serinales; Debaryomycetaceae
Product: DEHA2D19426p
Exons: 1
Coding region: 1-294 (97 amino acids)
Source: RefSeq, a predicted model, not a curated record
AUGAGUGCAAUGAAAAUAUUGAAGCCAAAAUACUUGUAUCCGACAAGAGUGUUAUAUGCAAAGUUGGCCGGUCGGUUUUUCUAUACGUUUGCAAAGUAUAGCAGGAAUGCAACAAUCGAAGAGGUUAUUCAUAGACCAAAGCCACUACUGGUCGCACAAGCUAUGCAUGUCAUGAUGCAGACCUACGUUCUAGUUGUCAGGGAUCCUACUCCGAGUUUGAGAACUGUUCACCACAGGUUCAGCAUGGCUAUUCCAGGUUUUAAGACUAUACCCUGCAAUUGGGUGGAAGCGUGA